Chelonoidis abingdonii (Abingdon island giant tortoise) is the source of this 942-nucleotide messenger RNA. RefSeq names its product olfactory receptor 2B2-like. Gene Ontology annotation, cellular component: membrane. Gene Ontology annotation, biological process: G protein-coupled receptor signaling pathway. The record is from RefSeq and is a predicted model, not a curated record. Gene Ontology annotation, molecular function: olfactory receptor activity; G protein-coupled receptor activity. Lineage: Eukaryota; Metazoa; Chordata; Testudines; Testudinidae.
AUGUUCAAGUCAGAAACGGUUACAGGAGAAUUCAUCCUACUGGGGGUCUCUGACCAACCACAACUGGAGAUGCUGCUUUUCGUGGUCUUUCUGGUCUUGUACGUCAUGAACCUGGUGGGGAACCUGGCCAUCAUUGUGGUUUUGUGGCUGGAACCCAGUCUCCACACCCCUAUGUAUUUCUUCCUCAGCAACCUCUCUUUCCUGGACCUUUGCUACACCACCAGCACUGUUCCUCAGAUGCUGGUGAACUUCCGAAGCACCCACAAGUCCAUCACCUGGGCUGGUUGCGUGGCCCAGCUCUACGUCUUCCUCUCGUUGGGCUGCACUGAGUGCCUCCUGCUGGUCGUCAUGGCCUACGACCGCUAUGUCGCCAUUUGCCAGCCACUGCGCUACACAAUUGUCAUGAGCCCCCGCCUCUGCCUGCAGAUGGCGGCCACCGUCUGGUUGAGUGGCUUCAGCAACUCCAUGCUGCAGACCAUCCUGAUCGUGCGGGUGCCCCGGUGUGGGCAGAACCGGGUCCACCACUUCUUCUGCGAGUUGCCAGCCAUGAUGAAGCUGGCCUGUGUUGACAUCUCCGCCAAAGAGGCUGAGGUUUUUGCUGUCAGUGCGAUCUUCCUGCUGCUGCCGCUGGGCCUCAUCCUGGUCUCCUACGGCUACAUCGUCGCUGCCGUGCUGAGGAUUCGCUCGGCCCAGGGCAGGCUCAAGGCCUUCAACACUUGUGCCUCCCACCUGGCUGUGGUGUCGCUCUUCUAUGGCACAGCCAUUUUCAUGUAUCUACAGCCUCCAUCCAGCUACUCCCAGAAGCGGGGCAAGAUGGUCUCCCUCUUCUAUGGCAUCAUCGCCCCCAUGCUGAACUCGCUGAUCUACACCCUGAGGAACAAAGAUGUGCACAGGGCCCUAAGGAAGGUGCUGGGGAGGCUAUUCAGGAGUAAGACGACAUGA